Messenger RNA from Bathycoccus prasinos, 1020 nucleotides. Its product is annotated as PREDICTED: similar to Zinc finger protein 271 (Zinc finger protein 7) (HZF7) (Zinc finger protein ZNFphex133) (Epstein-Barr virus-induced zinc finger protein) (ZNF-EB) (CT-ZFP48) (Zinc finger protein. The transcript has a single exon. Lineage: Eukaryota; Viridiplantae; Chlorophyta; Mamiellophyceae; Mamiellales; Bathycoccaceae. Gene Ontology annotation, cellular component: nucleus. Gene Ontology annotation, molecular function: RNA polymerase II cis-regulatory region sequence-specific DNA binding; DNA-binding transcription factor activity, RNA polymerase II-specific. The record is from RefSeq and is a predicted model, not a curated record. Bases 1 to 1020 code for a protein of 339 amino acids. Gene Ontology annotation, biological process: regulation of transcription by RNA polymerase II.
AUGAGACGACGAAGAAAGAAUCCACAUCCGAAAAGAGCGGUGAACGCGAGGACGGUUUUGAAGUGUGAUAUAUUGGAGGAGAGGGGAGGAGAAGAAGAAGAGAAAGAAGAGCAACCACCGGUGUUGUGUUUGAAGAUUCCGGACGAGGAUGAAGUCGUUUUUGAAAUCUUCGAGCAAAAGGAGAUGCGAAAAGAAAUGACGACGACGACUAAAGGAGUGAAGAGAAAGAAAACCCAACAACACGAGUGCGAUGUUUGCGAGAAGGUGUUUGGAUAUUCAUCCCAAUUGGCCGUACACAUGCGUACGCACACGAACGAGAGACCGUACGAGUGUGGUGUGUGCGAGAAGCGUUUUCGUGAUUCCUAUGCUUUGAAAAUCCACAUGCGUAUUCACACGAACGAGAAACCGUACGAAUGUGAUGUGUGCAAGAAGCGUUUUACUCAAGCUGGUGGUUUGCAAACCCACAUGCGUAUUCACACGAACGAGAAACCGUACGAGUGUGAUGUUUGCGAGAUGAAGUUUCGUCAUUCUAAUGCUUUGAAAAUCCACAAGUUUCGUCAUUCUAAUGCUUUGAAAAUCCACAAGCGUAUUCACACGAACGAGAAACCGUACGAAUGUGAUGUGUGCGAGAAGCGUUUUAGUGAAUCUAGUAAUUUGCAAAGCCACAUGCGUAUUCACACGAACGAGAAUCCAUACGAGUGUGAUGUGUGCGAGAAGCGUUUUACUACAUCUGGUAAUUUGACAAACCACAUGCGUAUUCACACGAACGAGAAACCGUAUGAAUGCGAUGUUUGCGAUAAAGCUUUUCGUCAACUUGGUAAUUUGAAAGUCCACAUGCGUAUUCACACGAACGAGAAACCGCACGAGUGUGAUGUGUGCGAGAUGAAGUUUCGUCAUUCUAAUGCUUUGAAAACGCACAUGCGUAUUCACACGAACGAGAAACCGUACGAAUGUGAUGUGUGCGAGAUGAAGUUUCGUCAAUAUGGUACUUUGCAAAGCCACAAGCGCACUCAUAAUUAG